Coniophora puteana RWD-64-598 SS2 is the source of this 819-nucleotide messenger RNA. RefSeq lists its product as uncharacterized. NCBI's taxonomy places the organism in Eukaryota, Fungi, Basidiomycota, Agaricomycetes, Boletales, Coniophoraceae. The record is from RefSeq and is a predicted model, not a curated record. The transcript is spliced from 6 exons. Bases 25 to 819 code for a protein of 264 amino acids.
AUCAGCCAAGACGAAUUCGAGUGCAUGACCUCCUCUCAAGUGCCCAACUCCACACGAACUCCUUCCCCUGAUCUGGCGGAGCAAGAGGCGCUUGAUGUUAUCGAUCCACUCAGACACCUCAGGAAACCAGACGACGAUGGUGACAUCGUACCGAGCCAGCCACCUUCCAUCCUCAAUGAUACCACAUGUCUGACGUUCCCCACGUAUCCAGUCCAGGCCGGCGAGCAUGAUCGAGUGACGAUCUCGCUGCGCGUUGAUGCAUCCCCAGGCUGCGGGGGCAUCGCAUGGCCGGCUGGACAGGCAGGCAGAUUUCUGCCAUCUGUGCUGUCUGAUUACCUUGUUCUGCGGGGCUCCUCCUGGCUCAAAAACCGCCAAGUCCUGGAGCUAGGCAGUGGUACUGGACUAGUUGGCCUUGUCGCAGGAAAGCUCGGCGCAGAUGUCCACAUCACCGAUCAAAAACAAUUACUUGACAUCAUGAACAAAAACGUUGAAAUCAAUGAUCUUCAAUCGAGGGUCACAGUGUGCGAGCUGAACUGGGGGGACAAGCUGCCCGACGUCCCUCGCCCUAGCAUCGUCCUGGCCGCGGACUGCGUAUACUUCGAGCCUGCAUUUCCGCUGCUGGUGCAAACCCUGUGCUCUCUCGGAGAUUCAAAGGAUGUAGAGAUUCUUUUCUGCUAUAAAAAGAGACGCAAGGCGGAUAAGCGCUUCUUCGCCAUGCUUAAGAAGCAUUUCACCUGGAAAGAGGUCAUGGAUGAUCCAAACCGAGACGUAUACUCUCGAGAGGCUAUCUCCCUUCUGACAUUGAGCAGAAAGCUGUGA